AUGGAAGGUGAUUCCAAAACCGUGCGGCUCGUCGUGCAACUUCAAACUUUGUAUCGUGCUCGACGUGCACGCCGUCAAGUUGCAGAGCUAGUCAAAUCUGCUUAUGUUGAAUAUUGGGAUCCUGUAAAUGGUCUGGCAUAUUACUACAACGUACACACAGGAAUAUCGUCUUGGGAGAAGCCAAUGCUUUUAGCAGCGCAAGACUCGACGAAUUUCGAAUUGCAAGCCCCAUUGAAAACGUUGAACAAUUCAGUGAAGUCAUGUGUCAAUUCAUUGUUACAAUUAAGAUUGGAAGAUCAAGAAAAACAGAGAGAAGAAUGUAGUACCUUUAAGAAAUUGUGCGACGACGAAAAGCAAGCACUAAUGCGUCGACAUCGUCGAAAGAUCGCUCGUGCUACGCAUCGAUUUAAUACGAAAAUAUUGGACGACAUGAAAAACGCUCGACAAGAGCGACAAGCGAAAUUGAAGAAUGAGAAUAUUCAGCUUUUACAAGACCUUUCGGAGGGUAGAACGAAAGAAAAUGUGCAAAGCGUUCGUGAGGCAUCGAUGCAGGGCAACUUAGAACGCGUCAAAAUGUUGUUAAACAUGGGCUUAAGUGCCAAUGCCGAAAGUGCGAUGGGGUUAACCCCACUGCUAGCUGCGUGCCAGGGCAAUCACGCUUCAGUUGUUCGCUUGCUGCUGCUAAGUGGAGCUUGUGUCAAUCAUGCACAUGUCAAAACUGGUCGGACGGCACUUAUGGAAGCUGCUAGUCGUGCCGAUGCCGCGGUUUUAAGAGAGCUUUUACGAUUCGGAGCUAACAUCGAUUUUAAAGAUAUGCGGGGCGAAACAGUAUUUGAUUAUCUCAAAGACACUGCGAACCGAAACCUUAUCGAAAGUGCAUGUCAACCCUGGUCAAUUGAGAACGCUUUAUUCCCAACAGAAUUUAGAAAAAUCUCUUUCACUUGUGCAUUAGUCAGAAAACGACAAUGGGCUAUGUACAAGCGUGAACGGGCAACGACACGCAUGGAGUUAUCUGAACUAAAACAAACUAUUCAACGUAAGUUAAUCGACGCCAAAGUUCGUUAUGAUCAAGACAUCCGAAAUAGUCGUUUUGAGCCUACGCUUUUGCGACGACUGAAGACGAUAGAAAAAGCUGAUGCACACUAUGAUGCCGAGCGUAGGACGUUGCUAAUGGCUACACAAGAUGCCGUUGAUCGACGUCGCGAAAAGGAACGACCUUGGUAUCUAUCAGACGUGGCGAUGCAAAACAUCCUGUCAUUUUGUUCAAGGCACUGGUUUCUACAGAAAUCAAAGCGAAUAUUAUCAUUGAACAAGAAAUCAGAAAAAUCUCGUAAUGGCACAUCGGUUGCGCCAAAGAAGCUUAGACCACCACCAGAUCAAAUUCCAGACGCUUUGGACGUCGAAUGGAUCUCCUUUGAGCGCUUUUUUCAGGAAUCGUGUAAUGAACUGCAAGCAUUAGCUGGCAGUGAAUUUUUUGACGCGAUAAAUAACAUUUCAAGAGACGCAAAUGGAAAUAGUCUCGCUACCCUCGAUAUCUGUGUCCAGCAGGGGAACAAUUUGCCAUACCGCGAUCCCAUUUUCAAGGACAUGAUUAAUCCUUACGUGCGCGUUUUCCUCCGGUCAGCCACGAUUGUAGAAAGAACUGAAGUCUAUCAAUCGGAUACGCAUAUCGCUGACUGUAACCCUGUAUGGAUGUAUCGCUGUCAAAUAAAAUCUGUGCCUUCAAUUCACAGAGAGCUCGGCAUUCAGAUUGUUGACGCAAAGCGAGGAGAGGUAGCGGGUGAGAUUUUCAUUCCAUUGCGCAAAUUUCUAGACCAGAAGGAUCAGAAUGAGUGGUAUGUAGUGCCUCCCACACUCCGACAGCAAAUACUUGAAAAGAAACCGCGCGAUCAACCAGCACGUAUUCAAGUUCUGGUACGAUUUACUCACACAAAGUCCAUGGUACUCACACGCGAGCUUCAAAAGCUUUCACAAACCCGCGAGAGUCUUGUUCAAAAGCGGCGUGACAUUAUACAGAGAGCACUAGAUCUUCGCCUUGACAAGUUGCCGUAA
This is a messenger RNA of Plasmopara halstedii, 2052 nucleotides long. RefSeq names its product Ankyrin. The coding region runs from base 1 to 2052 and encodes 683 amino acids. Lineage: Eukaryota; Oomycota; Peronosporomycetes; Peronosporales; Peronosporaceae. Gene Ontology annotation, cellular component: cytoplasm; nucleus. Gene Ontology annotation, molecular function: protein binding. The transcript is spliced from 7 exons. The record is from RefSeq and is a predicted model, not a curated record.